Messenger RNA from Didymodactylos carnosus, 3657 nucleotides. The record is from the annotation of a GenBank genome assembly. NCBI's taxonomy places the organism in Eukaryota, Metazoa, Rotifera, Eurotatoria, Philodinida, Philodinidae.
GUUCAUCAUCCAAAUUUUUACGUAUUUCUUAAUAGUUUAAAAGAAGAUUUUGCGUUCAAUACGGCUAUUAUAACACAAACUUCUGCCACUGGUGCAACACCAUCACGUAAAAAAUUAUAUGUUCAACGAAAUACACGCAUUCUUGUUUUGGAAAAAAGAUAUCAAGAACACAAAUUAACAUUAAAUGAAUUUCACGACCGAAUCAUGAAUAACAAUGAUUCGCAGGUCUUUGAACCAGAAGAGGAUGAAAAUGAUGAGCUCACUGAAGAGUGGGAGUACGAAGACAAGCGACUUAUUACUGUUGGUAUUUGCGCAAUGUCAAAGAAAGUUAAGGCAAAACCUAUGGAAGAAAUACUUAAUCGAAUAGAACAGUUUGAAUUUAUUAAAAUCAGUGUAUUCCCGGAUCCUUCUACUGCUGUCUCAUCAGGGCUUAACUCAAGCGAGCAGGAUGAUCAAAUUGAAAUUAAUGGAGAAGUAUUUCAUAAGCCGUUUGUAGAAAAACCUGUCAGUGCUGAAAAUCAUGAAGUUUAUAUCUAUUUUCCUGCUGCAGUCGGUGGAGGAAGUCAAAGAUUGUUUCGAAAAAUUGGUAGUCGUAGUAGUGUAUAUACCGUAGAGAACAGUGUUCGUACUGAUGGAUCGUAUGUUUAUGAAGAAUUUAUGCCUACAGAUGUGAAAGUGUACACCGUUGGUCCAGAAUAUGCUCAUGCUGAAGCUAGAAAGUCACCCGCACUCGAUGGAAAAGUUGAGCGCGAUGAGUUUGGAAAAGAAGUACGAUAUCCUGUAAUGCUUCGUGCUGAUGAAAAAUUAAUAGCAAUGAAAAUAUGUUUGGCAUUCAAACAAACUGUAUGCGGUUUUGAUUUAUUGCGUGCAAAUGGAAAAUCUUAUGUAUGUGAUGUGAACGGUUUUAGCUUUGUAAAGAAUGCAGUGAAAUAUUAUGAUGAUUGUGCAUCGAUAUUGGGACAUAUGAUUAUACGUGAAUUUUCACCAGCAUUAUCCAUCCCAUACGCAUUGUCAUUUCAACCAGAGGAUGCCCCAUUUGUUCCGACUGUUUUUGGAACUAGAAUGGAACUUCGAUGUGUAAUUGCCGUAAUACGACAUGGAGAUAGAACUCCUAAACAAAAAAUGAAAAUGGCUGUUUUACAUCCGUUAUUUUUUCAACUUUUUGAAAAAUAUAAAGGGCAUAAAACUGGCCAAUUGAAAUUGAAACGUCCUGGACAAUUACAGGAAGUACUCGACAUUACACGAACAUUAGUAAAAGAAUUAGAUGAAAAAAAUAUUGAGAAAUUUCCAAAUUUACCAGAAACAAAACCAAAAUUAUUACAAUUAAAAAUGGUUUUGGAAAUGUAUGGACAUUUUUCUGGUAUAAAUCGAAAAAUUCAAUUAAAGUAUCAACAAAAAAAGGUCGGAGUGUCUCCGAAAAAGUCAAGUAGCGAAGAUGAAUUGGGCGAUGUACCUACACAACCGUCUCUCUUAUUAAUUAUUAAAUGGGGCGGACAAUUGACAGCGGCUGGUAAAAGUCAAGCAGAAAAAUUAGGUGAAGCUUUUAGACGAAUGUAUCCAGGUGGUCAAGGCGUCGUUGGUGAUCGUCCCGAUGUUGGACUACUGCGUUUACACAGUACAUUUCGUCAUGAUUUAAAAAUUUAUGCAUCUGAUGAAGGCAGAGUACAAAUGACGGCCGCGGCUUUCACAAAAGGAUUACUCGCUCUCGAUGGUGAAUUACCGCCUAUAUUAGUUCAGAUGGUGAAAAGUGCAAAUACAAAUGGUUUACUGGACAAUGAUGCUGAUUCGAAGAAAGAACAGACACGAGUGAAAGAAACGUUACAUGAUUUACUAGCAAAAGAUCGAGAUUUUACGAAAGAGGAUUAUGACUUAAUUGCACCAUCUCGGUCCCGUUCAUUAGCAGCAUCAAUGGCUUUCAUUAAAAAUCCUGUUAAAUUAUGUAGAAAAGUUUAUGAGUAUAUACAUGAAAUGACAUUGUUGAUACGUUCAAAAUUGCUCAAAUGUGACGGAGAAGUUUUAUAUCAUUCGGAAACAUUCGAAUUGGUGUUAAGAAGAUGGCAUAAAUUAGAAAAAGAUUUUUAUAAUGCUCACAAAGAUCGUUUUAAUAUUAAUAAAAUUCCUGAUAUUUAUGAUUGUAUUAAAUAUGACUUGUUACACAAUAAAAAUGCUUUACAAUUUGUCCAUGCCGAGGAUCUAUAUGUUUGUGUUAAAGCAUUGGCUGAUAUUGUUGUACCACAAGAAUAUGGAAUAACAAUUGAGGAAAAAUUGAAUAUUGCACGCGGCAUAGUUACUCCACUAUUACGAAAAAUUAGAACCGAUUUACAACGUAAUCUAACAGGUUAUUGGGAAGAAGAGGAACAUAUUUUCCAGUUGGAUAGAAGAUAUUUGAAUCAAGAUGACAAUGAUAUGAAUACUCACAGUAAUUCUAAAGGAAUUCAAACACCCGGUCGCCAUGUUCGUACAAGAUUAUAUUUUACAAGCGAAAGUCAUGUACAUUCUCUUUUAAAUAUGAUACGCUAUGGUGGUUUAAUUGAUGUAGGUAGUGAUGAACAAUGGAAACGAUCUAUGGACUAUUUGGAUACGGUAUCCGAGCUAAACUAUUUAACUCAAAUCGUUAUUAUGUUAUACGAAGAUCCGAGCGAAGACAAUACUAGCGAACGUCGGUUCCAUGUUGAAUUGCAUUUCUCACCAGGUGCAUUUGCGUGUUUUGAUUCACCCGCUGAUCCUCAUAUGUUAAAUGUGAAUGUGAUUGGUGGUUGCGAUACGUUGCGUGGCACUGUGUUACCAAAAAGUACUCGUCAAGCAGCCCAUUCGCCACCACGACGACAAGAUAAUACAUCAGUGACAACAAAUGGUAUUACUGGUCAACAGCACCCUGUAAUUAGUAUUACCUCGCCAACUGACAUUCCAGUAUCCACGUCACCUCCAUCAACGUUAAAACUGACUCCAUCACCAACGAGAACCAAUUCAAAAAUUUUAAAACAGCGUUCAUUAUCAUCUAAAAGUUUAUCUCGAAUGAAUAUAUCGGAUAAAGACACGUUAAAAAACGAACCGAAUUCGACAACCCAACCAGUUCACAUCGAUAAGGUCACAAAAUAUCUUGGUAACGUGAUAAAACCAAGAAGUCUUGAAGAUAAUACUACGAACGAUUCAAAUUUGCAGCAAGUACCGUUAACAGUUCAUACUCCAUUGAAGAAAGAAACAACAUUAUCUCAUUAUAAUACGAUCCAUGGUUCUUCACCAGAAAAUCAUAAUUAUCCCUAUAUACCGGUGACAAGUUUAUUUAGUACAAGAGUGAUUUCCGGAGCAAAAAGUACUCCGGAUUUGAAUAAAAUAUUAGAACGAAAACAAGCUGGAAUCGUUUGUCCGUAUGUACAAUAUGUGAUACCACUCGAAACAUUAAAUACAAAUUUAAAUUAUAAAAUAUUAGAUGCAUUCAUAGAAAAAAUAACAGAUCCAGGUGGACGUUUUCUUCAACAAAUAAUUGUUAAAAAUACUGAUGAAGAAUAUCAAACUAAUUCAACACGUUUCACAGUGGAAAAUGUAAUAAGACGAGAUAAUGUUAGUGAACAAUCACCACACCCAUUUCGUUUUACAAAAUUAACCCAAUUUCCGAUUAGUACAAUUAAGGAAUCACCACAUGAAUUAAAUGAAUGA